UUCGAGCAUCACAAACACGACGCUAGAGCGGUACCAGCGAACGGGCUAAAGCCGAUCCGGGGAACGAAAACGAUUUCUUAUCAGAAAGCGCAAACCAGUGAAACGAAGACAGAAUUGACAAUCGAUGCUACCAUGUACGUUCAGCUGAGAAAUCGUUUACGUCCUGGUGAUAACGACCGCACUCAAACCAAAUGCCCCCCUUUUUGUUGACGCGAUUCAAUGUCGAUCCGUGUCCGGAGAUCUUCGUCAGUCAAUCGCGAACAGUAAUCCGGUAAGGUUCAUAAGGGCUGCUUAAAAGAUGAAGUACAGCUACGCAGGCAUACUCGUGGGCAUAGCCCUGAAUGCGCUCGUUUCAUACGAGACGGCGGAUGCAGUGCUCUGCAUAUGCCAUCCAAGCAGCUGCGUUUUAAUCAACGCGAACAAUUCCGUAAUGAGCACGCCCGAGAAGUACUGCAUCGCGAACAUCGCGAACAUCAAAGAUAUGCUGAUGUUGCGCUACAACGAAACUACGCUUCCGGUCGAUAUUCUCGGAUCGUACACCAAUCUGAGCACGAUCGAGAUAUUUCAUGGAUCGCUUCAACACAUCAAACCGGGAGCAUUUGAGAAACUGCCGACGCUGAUCAAGCUGGACAUCCGUGGCAACGAUAUCAGAGCGCUCGAGGACUACACCUUCCGCGGAAUGGACGCGCUAGAGAUACUUGAUCUGAAUUCGAACAACUUGUCAAGCAUCGCACCGAACGCCUUUGAUGGUCUGAAGAGUCUAGUUCGUGUGGUACUGUCGGGCAAUCAUAUUACUCAGCUACCAGCGAAGUUGUUUAGCUCUUCACCGAUGUUGCGAUCGAUCGCGCUGAACAACAACUUACUCACAGAGCUACCGGUCGGGAUCUUCGACAACAUAGAGCAACUCAUCCGGCUAGAUCUAUCGCACAAUCGGUUGAAAUCGUUUUACUUCCCUGACCUAAAGGUGCUGCUGCUGUUUCUACGUAACAACACACUGACGAGCCUAUUUAUCGGUGACCAUGCGAAGUUUGUGCAGGCGAAUCAGAACCGAAUUGAAGCGAUAAUGGGCACCGGUCUCAAUAUUACCGAUCUGGUGCUCACCGAUAAUGCCAUCACGGAUGUACGGCCAAUUACGCGCAUGAUCAACCUGUCCAAGCUUAGCCUCAGCAAUAACCCUCUGCGACCGGACAGUGUUUUUGCCUCUUUGGAAAAACUGCAAGAACUGCUGCUUAGCAACACAAGCAUCCAAAUAGGCGAAAACACGUUCGCCAAUCUCCGAUCGAUGACGCUGCUAGAUCUGUCCUUCAACAAUCUGACGGAGCUCGAUUUCCGAAUGUUCUCCGCCAUGAACGAGCUUGAGUCCCUGAUUGUGGCGUACAACCGCAUAGAGGUGAUCAACUUUAUCGAACUGCGUGAAUACUUGCCCGAACUGCGCGUGCUGGAAAUUUGCGGUAAUGGCUGGAAUUCGACCUACCUGCAUCGCAUAUUGUACCAAAUGCAUCGCUACAAGCUGCAGGCAGACAUGCAAGGACUCGCGCACUCCUUCAUCUUCUCGUCCCUUUUCGUCGAAUUGUGUUCUACGAAUUCGGAAACAUCCACCAAAGCGUCGCCGGAGUAUAGUGACUACUCCUCGGAAAACGUUAGUGAUAUACUCGAUCAGGAGAUUGCGGAAUUCUAUCAUACCACAUCUCAGAGCCCCGUUACAACGGUGAAGAAGACGGAGAAACCUACCCAAAUAUCUACGACGAUCAAAACAACAACCGUAGCUCGGGAGAAUUCCGUUGCUGAACCAACGGUUGCCGUUAGAAUGAACACUGUUAGCAGUAUGCCAUCCGCGGCUGAAGUUACUCCCGCCGAUCAGCAACCGGUGGUGGGAUCAUCGCCACUGUACAUCACAUUCCAGGUGUUAGUGUAUACCUUCUCCGUGUUCGGUGUAGUUUGCCUGGCAGUGCUCGGGUACUAUGUGCGCCAACGACGGUUCGAUGUACGUCGACUAACUCCCGUCGAAACUACCGAUUCUGUGCGACUAAUGUAAAACCGUGUGCUUGGUGGUUUGUCGUUGCGUUGUCAUGCGAUUGUUCUGAGUGGCAUAUUUAGCCUCCAUUUUCUGUUUUGUUUUGAUAUGUCUGCACCACUACGCGAUAAGCUUCCGACAAAUUAAUGCGGCUCCAUUCGCAUAGAACACGGGCAAUUCGUUACGGAUCAUAAGAGAUGAAUGCGAGAUUUCCAUUUUUGUUUCUUCCUAUCACCGCAACGGUUCAUGUGAAAGCUUGUUUCCUGAUGAAUGUAUGCUUGAUUCCUUAUUAAUUAAUGAUCUAUCUUUCUGGCGCAAUUCGGUACUCCAUUCCAAAGAACCUGGGAAACUACUACGGGCGUAAAUUUUCAUCGGUACAUUUUUAAUGGUUGUUAACAUAUCAAUAAAGCUACAGUGUAUGGUGAUUUCCUUGAUAAAAGUGCGUUCUUUAAUUGUAAAUCAAGAAUUUUUCAAACGUAGUAGAAAUGGAUUUAAAGGAUUGUUUUUUUGAGAAUGG
Molecule: messenger RNA, 2531 nt
Organism: Anopheles moucheti
Lineage: Eukaryota; Metazoa; Arthropoda; Insecta; Diptera; Culicidae
Product: carboxypeptidase N subunit 2-like
Exons: 2
Coding region: 299-2035 (578 amino acids)
Cellular component (GO): extracellular matrix
Molecular function (GO): protein binding
Source: RefSeq, a predicted model, not a curated record